AGGCAUAAGGACACCAAACCAAACCUAUGUCUCAUGCCGCACAAGUUACGAUAUUGCUCCAUGGACUACAAAGAAGAACAACAUAAUGAAAUCGAAGCUUUAGAGUCAAUCUAUUGUGGAGAAUUGGAAAUUCUAGCAACAGAACCGUUUUAUACGUUUGCGAUUUCAAUUAAAACCGAAGAAUACGAACCUGAAACUGACAACGGACUUAGUUGUCGAUUGGAGUUUACUUACACUCCAAGAUAUCCAGAAGAGCCGCUGCUUGUAUCAAUUACGGAACAAGAAAAUUUAGACAAUGGAGACGAUGAAAUGUUAAAGGAACAUCUGGUGGAACAGAUGAAUGAAAAUCUGGGUAUGGUGAUGGUUUUUACAUUAGUUAGUGCAGCUCAAGAAUGGCUUAAUGUACAAUGGGAUAAAGUGAAAGUAAGGAGAGAAGAGACUGCAGCACAGAAGUUGAAGGAAGAAGAGGAAGCAGAAAUGAAAAGGUUUGAAGGAACUCGUGUAACUGUGGAAUCUUUCUUAAGCUGGAAGGAAAAGUUUGAUGAAGAAAUGGGCCACACAAAACGAAAAGAAUUAGCUGAGCGUGAAGGAAAAAAAUUAACAGGAAAGGAAUUAUUUAUGACUGAUAAAACAUUGGAUCAGUCAGACCUCAAAUUCUUGGACGAUGGUGAUGCUGUAAAAGUAGAUGAGAGUUUGUUCCAAAAUCUGGACGAUUUGGAUUUGGAUGAUGAUGAUGAUGAAGAUGAUCCAGACUUUGAUCCAAACCUCUCGGAUGAUAGUGCCUAAAUAAAUUUGAUAAUUUAAUAGAUACAAACAAAAAAAUUGAUAUAUAAAACAAUUAAAAACUUUAAGAUAAAAAACAGAGAAAGAGAGAGAGAGAGAGAGACAGACAAGUGUAAAAUAUACUCUCUAGAAUAGAAUCUUUUUUUUGUGAGAUAGACACUAAAAACUCCUGGCAGUGAUAAAUAGAUCACAAUCAUUAAAACACAAAAUCAAUAUUAUUUUAUUAGAUGAUAACCUAUAGAUUUGAAAAUAUGUAAAGCAAUGAACUAAUUUUUCUACUAUUGUGUAUAUAUAAAUUUUAUUUAAAAAUUUGUUUAUUAAAAAAAUAUAUCCGUUUAUGGUGGUUUAUACUUUUUUCUUACAUGUUUAGUGCAAUAGGAAAACAGGAAAUAAAUGAAAGACAUGCAAACUAACAGCCAAGAUUUUUAACAUUUAUUUAUAGUCUCAUAACAGUAAUAAUUUAUUUAUAGCUUUAUAACAGUAUAUGUGUGCACUUUUAUUAUUUCAUGUAAAAAUACCUGCAACUUGAUAAAAUUAAUCUUCCAAUA
Pseudomyrmex gracilis is the source of this 1331-nucleotide messenger RNA. RefSeq names its product RWD domain-containing protein 1. The transcript is spliced from 5 exons. Gene Ontology annotation, molecular function: protein binding. NCBI's taxonomy places the organism in Eukaryota, Metazoa, Arthropoda, Insecta, Hymenoptera, Formicidae. The record is from RefSeq and is a predicted model, not a curated record. The coding region runs from base 34 to 786 and encodes 250 amino acids. Gene Ontology annotation, biological process: cytoplasmic translation.